This is a messenger RNA of Teleopsis dalmanni, 1908 nucleotides long. It is a transcript of the gene Vps45, whose product is annotated as vacuolar protein sorting-associated protein 45. Lineage: Eukaryota; Metazoa; Arthropoda; Insecta; Diptera; Diopsidae. Gene Ontology annotation, biological process: intracellular protein transport; vesicle-mediated transport. Gene Ontology annotation, cellular component: Golgi membrane. The coding region runs from base 99 to 1823 and encodes 574 amino acids. The record is from RefSeq and is a predicted model, not a curated record. The transcript is spliced from 5 exons.
GCCAGUUCAUUCCGCUAUCGAUAAAUGUUUAUCUUUUAAAUGUUUAAGAAGUAUUCAGUUUUGUAUAAUUUGCAGAAUUAUUAAAAACAUAAGGCACGAUGAAUUUGAUAACUGCAAUAAAAUUGUACAUUGAAAAAAUGUGCAAUGAAUCAGGACCCGGGAUGAAAAUAAUAUUGCUAGAUAAAGAGACGACUAGCAUAAUAUCGAUGGCGUUUAGCCAGUCGGAUAUGCUCCAACGUGAGGUGUACUUAUUUGAACGUCUCGACUCUGGUCGUUCAAAUGAAAGAUUAAAGCAUUUAAAAUGCAUUGUUUUCAUACGCCCUACUAAGCAAAAUGUGCAGCUGUUAGCUGAUGAAUUGAGGAAUCCCAAAUAUGGCUCCUAUUUUAUAUAUUUUAGUAACAUCAUUCCACGCACCGAUAUAAAGUAUUUGGCCGAAUGUGAUGAGAGUGAGUCUGUGCGCGAAGUAAAGGAAAUCUAUGCUGAUUAUCUCUGCGUAAAUCCAAAUUUGUAUUCGUUGAACAUUUAUCACUGCAUGAAUCGUUUAAAUUGGCUUCCGGAUGCACUUACACGUACUGUGCAAGGCUUAACAUCUGUUUUACUUUCACUUAAACUUAAUCCGAUAAUACGUUAUAGAGCUGGUUCUCAAGUAUCGCAGUUGCUGGCAAAACAAGUAUAUGAUCAAAUUACAAAGGAAUCAUCAUUAUUUGAUUAUCACACGUAUGAAAAUGGCGCUGCGCCACCUUUGUUACUGAUACUUGAUAGAAGAGAUGAUCCUGUUACUCCAUUAUUACAUCAAUGGACAUAUCAAGCCAUGGUUCAUGAACUUUUGACCAUUCGAAAUAAUAGAGUAGACCUAUCUGGAACACCAAAUGUGCCAAAAGACCUAAAAGAGUUGGUAUUGUCCGGAGACCAAGAUGAGUUUUAUGCAAAGAAUAUGUAUGCUAAUUUUGGAGAAAUUGGUUCCACAAUUAAAAAUUUGAUGGAGGAGUUUCAACGCAAAGCAAAAGAUCAAAAAAGAGUUGAAAGCAUUGCAGAUAUGAAAAAUUUUAUUGAAACAUAUCCUCAAUUUAAAAAAAUGUCAGGAACUGUACAAAAGCAUCUUUGUGUAAUGGGUGAACUUUCAGCGCUGACAACAAAAAGAAAUCUUUUUGAAGUAUCAGAGCUAGAGCAAGAGAUGGCGUGUAAAGCAGAGCACUCAGCCCAAUUACAACGUAUUAAGAAAAUUAUUUCUGAUGAACGCAUUUCUAAUGAAGAUGCAGUUAAACUCGUCGCUCUCUAUGCCUUGAGAUAUGAACGUCACGCCAAUUGUGAUACCUCUGGGUUACUGCAAAUAAUCAAAAAUCGUGGCGCAAAAACUUUUAUUGUUCCUAGCCUGCUUGAAUAUGCUGGAACACAUAUACGACAAGGAGAACUCUUUAAUAUUGUACGCAUAACAGACGCUGUUAAAUUAACACGCAAUUUAAUAAAGGGUUUGAAAGGCGUUGAAAAUGUUUUUACCCAACAUUCCCCCUUACUAAAGGAAACAUUAGAAGAUGUUUUUAAAGGACGUGAGCUGGAUCCACAAUAUCCUGCAAUAAACUCUGAACUUGUCCCUUUCCGUCGUCCGCCGCAAGAAGUCGUAGUCUUCAUAAUUGGAGGAGCUACAUACGAGGAAGCACUUACUGUACAUCAAAUGAACAAUUCUGGCUAUAAAGUCAUACUUGGUGGUACAACGAUACACAAUUCCAAAAGUUUCAUUGAUGAAGUUAUUAGUGCAACGGAGGGGCUGCAAUUUAAACAUACCAAAUCUAUGUUAAAAUAUUGUUCUAGUGAAAAUUUCUAAUUACUUAUUUAUCAUCUACUAUGUCAAGCAUAUAUAUUGGCUUAUAUAUCUAAAAACUAUCAAGUGUAUAUUUAUAUUUAUUAUA